Molecule: messenger RNA, 2003 nt
Organism: Girardinichthys multiradiatus
Lineage: Eukaryota; Metazoa; Chordata; Actinopteri; Cyprinodontiformes; Goodeidae
Product: acyl-coenzyme A thioesterase 2, mitochondrial-like
Exons: 4
Coding region: 154-1416 (420 amino acids)
Biological process (GO): acyl-CoA metabolic process; fatty acid metabolic process
Molecular function (GO): fatty acyl-CoA hydrolase activity
Source: RefSeq, a predicted model, not a curated record
GCCUGAUGGUUUCCGGAACUAAAUCACAUUUCUGGGCGUAGUUGAAGCUGCUCUGUGUGUCUCAAAGGUUUUGAGGUUGUUUGGGAAAAACAGGGAGUUUAAGUUCUUUGUUAGCAUACAGAAGUGACACGGUUUGGGCGAAAAUUAGCCAAGAUGUCCAAUCAAGUCAGGCUAAGGCUGCUGCCCAGUGCCAGGUGUCUGUUCGAUGAGCCCGUCCAGGUGAAGGUGGCUGGGCUGAGGCCCAAGCAGGUGGUCACCAUGAGAGCCACAUCCACAGAUGAGAAGGGAGUAGUUUUCAGCUCCACAGCCACCUACAGGGCAAAUAACAGCGGGGACAUUGACUUGAUCAGAGACGCCUCUCUCAGUGGGAGCUACGUCGGGGUUGAACCCAUGGGUCUGCUGUGGUCCAUGAGGCCAAAUGUCCUGCACAAAAGGUUUCAAAAGACAAACUCCUUAAACCCUUAUGUGGUGAAAUUCUCUGUGCAUGAAGACGAGGGCAAGAUGCUGGCAGAGGCGACCAAUCAGAGGUAUCUGAUGAGAGACGGGGUCAGCCGGGUUCCGGUCAAAGAGGGGAAUAUUCGCGGUGUCCUUUUUACUCCCCCAGGAGAAGGGCCAUUCCCUGCUGUGUUGGAUCUGUACACGUUUGGUCCAGGUCUGUCGGAGAAAAGGGCCGCUCUGCUGGCCAGCCGUGGAUUUAUGGCUCUGACUGUGGCUCUGUACGGUUACGAUGACCUGCCCAAGAGCAUUGAAGAAGUCCAUUUGGAUUAUUUUGAAGAAACAAUAGAAUUUCUAAAGAACCAAAAAAAGGUGGGCAGUGGAGGAGUUGGUGUUUUAUCCAUUUCUAAAAGUGGAGAUCUUGCUUUGUCAAUUGCAUCUUACCUAGCAGGAGUUCAGGCCGUCGUCUCGAUCAACGGCUGCUCCGCUAAUGCAGCUUUACUUCUGCACUAUAAGAAAAGACAGCUUCUUCCAGCAUUAAAGUUUGACUUUAACAAAUUGAUUGCCACCGAGUCAGGAGCCAUUAUAACCAAAUAUGCCAUGCAUGAUCCUCUGGCAGAGGAAAACAAGGCAACCCUGGUGCCUAUUGAACGAGCAGGUGGACAUUUCCUUUUUAUAGCUUCAGAGGAUGAUCUCAACUGGGACAGCAAGGCCUACAUGGACGGGAUGGUGGACAGACUGAAGCGUCAUGGGAAGGAGAACUUUGAGAGUGUGAGCUAUGCUGGAGCCGGACACUAUUUAGAGCCCCCGUAUGGACCGUAUUGCCCCUCCAGCUUCCAUGGAGUUGUGGGUAGGCCGGUUCUGUGGGGGGGUGAGCCCAGGACCCACGCUGCAGCUGAAGUCCACUUGUGGAGAAAGAUCCAACAGUUCUUCAGAACUCACUUAACCUGUGACAGAACUCAAACUAAAUCCAGGUUAUAGCUUCUAGCAUGAUAGUCUAAAUACUUUAGCUACCAUUCAUUUCUGAGUAAUUUGAAAAUAUAAUAAGUUUGGUAGCAAUAACUAUAAAGCAGUGAACACUAUCAAAUUUAUUUUAGAUUAUUUUAAUGUUUCAGCUUAUAUGUUAGAAAUGGCUUCAUCUACCUGUAAAGCAGGUUAGUAAAAAGAAAAAUAUUUUCUACUACGUUCUACUUCUAAGGUUUUUUAUAUCUUGACUAAUGUCCCCUCCUACAAAGACAAUGCUUUUGGUCAAAUUACUGAAACAUGGCAACACUUCUUUCAUAUAAUUUGUUUGCACAAAAUGUAUAAUUCUCUGAUGAAAUAGUUAACUAUUAUUUAACUAUUUCUUUUUUUAUUAGUUAUCACUUUUUAAAUGUACAAUCAAGUCUUAUGUACACUAGGGGGAGCCAAAUACAAGAUAUUAAAUAUUUCAAUGCUUGUUCCCUUACAGCUUUUUACCUAAUUGUUGUGUUCAUUACUACUUAACAAAAAAAUGUGAUUUUGAUAGAAUCAGUUUUGUGACAAAUAUAAUGGUAAAUAAAGUUUCAAAAUAAAACCUAAGAGCUCCA